Messenger RNA from Penicillium angulare, 543 nucleotides. RefSeq lists its product as uncharacterized. The record is from RefSeq and is a predicted model, not a curated record. The coding region runs from base 1 to 543 and encodes 180 amino acids. The transcript has 2 exons. Lineage: Eukaryota; Fungi; Ascomycota; Eurotiomycetes; Eurotiales; Aspergillaceae.
AUGUCCGACCACUGGAGCCACCUCACCACAAAGCCCACCAGCACAACGCCUGGAUACCUUGGUGAAAUCUACUCAGGCGAAACAUACAGACCUAAAUCUGAGCCCUACUAUGGUCCCAAUCACCAACCACUGCCCGAGACUUUUGGGAAAGCAAUGUCGCCCACAGAAGUGAAAUAUGUAGACAAGAGUCGCUGGGUUGCUAUCAAAGAAGCAUCCUGCGGAUUGAAACUUGCCACCUUCAUGACAUUCUUUUUCAUCAUUGGCUGCACGAUUGUCAUUGUACUGAUGGCUGUGGAUAUAAUCCACGUACCACGUCGAGACCCGAUCACGAAGACACUUAACUCGACGGAUGUUGACUGGAAAGGACUCAAUUCAACAGUCACAGCUUUUUCCAAAACGUCUGUUGUGGUAUCGCCACCUGCCACUGCGGUCGUUAUUUCUGAGCUUUCAAUUGACGAUAUGGGAUGUAUUUCUAACGCCCAAGUCGGAUUCGUGACAAAAGUUCGACCCGCACCAACUAAAGUGGUAAACACCCACCAUUAA